GCAGCAAUGCCAGACUCACGACUUGUGGCCUACGCGAAGAUCAUAGGCACGGACUUUGAGUUCUUCAUGCAGACGCUUAGUAUAAUUAUUGGUCGGACCGCAGCGGUGUCCCUCACCACAGAACCGUCGCACUUAGACGUUGACUUGACUGGCUACGAUGGUAUCGACACACGCCACUGCACGAUUAUGUACAACUUUGAUCGCGAGAUGUUUGAGCUUAAGGUGCUCUCUGAGACACACCCGGUGCAAGUCAAUGAUCUUCUGCUAAAGAAAUCGUCUAGGCCGCACAUGCUGCGUUCGAAGGACCUGGUUAUAGUGGGAGAUGCACAUUUCUAUUUCCUCCUCCCACAGGGUGAAGUAACUCACGAGAGGAGUCCACACGAUUUGUCGAAGUCAAACUCCAUGCCCAGAAACCCUCCUCUAUUGAAGUCGAAAGAUAUGUUCGUGCCGUCGGGAUCGCCUCAUCCCCGCGGUUUGGUACCGCAGCAAGACUACCACCGGAUGGGCCAACCGCCUGUGGGCUACGCCCAACAAUCCCAACAGCCCCCACAACACCCCAGACACCCACCGUUGCAUGCUAUACACAGUCAACCGCCCCACGGGUCGUAUGGCAAUGCAGAUCUGCAACCAGCACCACCCACACACAGGGGGGAUGGAGAGAAUGAUGGAGAGGGGUCGGCUUAUUCGACACAUCAGCAGGUACAGCGCCAGGGCAGUGCAUACAGUAACGACGAGCAGCAAUCGCCAUACCCGUCAUACAGAACCGGACCAGAGUCACGGCCACCGUACUCGCAUCCCAGCCAACUGCACGCUCACUAUGGGCCAUCGUCUCAGGGAGGAUAUCAGGCUUAUCCAAGUCAGAGACAACCACAGGGCGGGUCACAGUCACAGACUGGCUCGUACAAUGGGUCGCCGCUGUUGCGACAGAGCCAGUAUCCGCCUACGUCGCCACAGAGCAGACCGGUAGCUACGAUGUACUCUGGGAUCAAGCCGCACCCGCAGCAGCAGCAGAGACCCAAGCAGUAUGCGCAGAAGAAGAAGCGCAAGGCGACUGGCAAGAACGCUGAGGCAACGCCCAGGAAGAAGAAGAAGGAGAAGAUGAACAAAAGCAAGGGGCAAAAGGAUGAUUGUGAGAGAGAGCCAUUGUAUGGGGAAGAGAGGGAGAUUGCGGAGACUGUGGGAUGGAGUGCUACGAAUAGUGCGGACCAGUCGUACGCGUCGAGUGCGGAGGAAGAUAUUGAUUCUACCACAGAGGAUGAGGGACAUGUAGAGGCGCCCGUGAAGCAGAUGAAAACCAAGCCCCAGGUGCAGAUCCUACCUAAAAAAUCGACAAAGAAGGCAGGGAAGGGUACAAGUGGAGAUAAAGCUGACAGUGAACAACAACGCAUCAAGAGCCGUGCUGGUGCUACGGUGACAGAGAAAAGUGAGUCUAAAGGGGGCGCUAAGAAAAGCUCAGAAACAAAGAGGAAAACGAAGAGUAAGAAUGUCAGCACGGAUAAAAAGAGAGCAUCAGAAAGUGUCAAGCAACCAGGAACAGAUUCCCACAAGAGUCCGAACCUAAGUCCCCAAACUGGGACACCCACACCGACUGAAGCGAAAGCCAGUGAGCCGGUGUACUAUGACGGGGAUGCGACGCCAGAUAACACUAUUGUGCAGGUUGCAGUUGCGAUUAAGAAAUCAGUGGACAAUGGCGCUGGAAGUGAAUGUCACGCUGCAGAGACAGGCCAAGAAGCUGAAACAAAGGCCGCCCGGAUGGCGACGCAGGAUAACCAGAACGCCGAUACAAGCUAGACGGCACCUCAAGUCCUCAACAAUACUUUAGAAGAUACUCGUCAGAAUCUACUCAUCAGAACGCUACUACAGCCGAUUACUGCUAAUUACUGUUGCAAACUUGCAACUACUCCCGGUAGGUGAUUCUCUCUUAAAGAGCAUCAUUCAAUUUAGAAUAAAAUAGGAUACACCACACGGACACUGCCAUUGCCUUCUCAAUGAAAUGGCACGGGUGACCUUAUCUAGAAAGGAACUCAAUUGCAAGUCGAUACUAUCUGGAAAAUACACGCAGAUUUGUAUUUAUUUACUUGUUGUGGAUUGUGUAAAAUUGU
Messenger RNA from Sphaeroforma arctica JP610, 2102 nucleotides. RefSeq lists its product as hypothetical. The transcript has 3 exons. Gene Ontology annotation, biological process: regulation of ribosomal protein gene transcription by RNA polymerase II. Gene Ontology annotation, molecular function: protein binding; sequence-specific DNA binding. NCBI's taxonomy places the organism in Eukaryota, Ichthyosporea, Ichthyophonida. The record is from RefSeq and is a predicted model, not a curated record. Bases 7 to 1791 code for a protein of 594 amino acids. Gene Ontology annotation, cellular component: nucleus.